This is a messenger RNA of Raphanus sativus (radish), 908 nucleotides long. RefSeq lists its product as uncharacterized. The transcript has 3 exons. Bases 18 to 605 code for a protein of 195 amino acids. Lineage: Eukaryota; Viridiplantae; Streptophyta; Magnoliopsida; Brassicales; Brassicaceae. The record is from RefSeq and is a predicted model, not a curated record.
UUGAAAUCCUCAAAACUAUGCCAUCAUUGUCUGUCUCAAAUCACAAAAGACAGGUGAAUGGGCACACAAAGUUUGUAACUUUACCAAAGACAAAAGAGAUCUUGUUAUUGAAUUGGUUGAUGAUUUGGUGUUUUAAAGACCCAACAUAUGUUUUGAUGAGGGUUUUGCUUUGUAAGAUCCAGUGCCCUUCUUUCGUCUGCUUCUGCAAGCCUUCUCCUAACCUCUACGCAUCUGGCUCUCUCAAAUUGGAGGACACGCCUCCUCCUCAAGUCUCUUCGGUUGAUGAUGAUGCUGAUCAGUAUAUUGAUGCACAAGUAGAGGAAGUUGUUGACCAUAGGGAAGAAGAGUGUGCUACAGAGGGAGAUUGUGGCUUAGAGGAGAUAAAAGAAGGUCAAAGUAAUGUAGAGAUCCUGAAAAGUAGUUUCAAAAAAGAGGCUAUAGAUCCAGAAGAUGGUGAGAGAAGGGAGAAGAAGAAGAAGAAGAAGAAGGUACAGUGGGUGGAUUUGAUGGGGAAAGAACUUGCUGAGAUCCGUGAAUUCGAGUCUAGUGAAGAAGAAGAGAUCAGAUAUGAUGGCGACAGAAGCUGUGUUUGCGUUAUUCUGUGAUCAAUCCUGUUUUUUUUUAGUUUUACUCGGAGAUUAAAGCAAUGGUGAAAGGUGAAGAAGCUGUUGGUCUUGUGGCUUUGGCUUUGGAAUCCCCAUAUAAACAUUGAGGUAGUAUAGUAGUACAUAUAUAGUAGUAGAAUCUGCCACUGCCUUCUUGAACCAAUCUACAUUUUGCCAGCCUGAUGUUAUAUUAAGUUUCCAGAUAUAACAUAUGGUAGCAUUCUGUUUACAGUUUUAGCAUUGUGAAAAGAUUUGUUUUCUAUUACAUUUGUUUCUUUGACCAGUUAGUGAAUGGCUCUCUCU